GGGGCCGGGCGUGGCCGCGCGGGGAGGGCGCAGUCCGCUCGGCGGCGCGGGGCCUGCGGGCUGCUCGGGGCUGCGGGCCGCCACCGCCCGCCCUUCCCUCCCUCGCCCGCUCACCGGGUCCUUCCCUUUGUGUUCGCCUCCUGCUGCCGCCAUGCCGCGCCGCCCCGCGCCCACCCCGCUGUGGCCCGGCGGCCCCCGCUCGCCGCCGCUCCGCUGAAGGAAAGGGAGGAAGAGGAGGAGGAAGCAGCGAGGAGGAGGCUGCCCGGCCGCCGCCUCAUGCCGCGGCCCCGUCCCGCCGCCAGCCGGGGGACCUGCAUGGACGGGCAUGGGGAGAGCUGUGCCUUCCCGCGCCGCCGGGACUGAGCUGCCGCGCCGCCGCGGGCCGCGCUGCCCGUCGCUCGCCGCCUUCGGCCUCCUCGCCGCCCUGGGGCUGCUGCUGGGCCCAGGUGACUGCCAGCUGCAAACACCUUGUCGAAUCCAGAAGUGCACCACUGAUUUUGUAUCCUUAACUUCACAUCUGAACUCGGCUCUUGAGGGCUUUGAUUUGGAGUUCUGCAAGGCGCUGCGAGCGUACUCUGCCUGUACCUAUCGCAAUUCCAAAGUAUGCCGGGGAAACCUAGUCUACCAUUCUGCAGUGCUUGGGAUCAGUGACCUCAUGAGCCAGAGAAACUGUUCCAAAGAUGGACCCACAUCUUCCACCAACCCUGAAGUGACUCAUGAUCCCUGCAGUUACAGUGGCCACACAGAAGCCAGAGAACAUCAGGGAGGGGAGGAGACUCCUACUACUACUUACCUCUUUUGUGGCUUGUUUGGGGAUCCUCAUCUGAGGACUUUUAAGGAUCACUUCCAGACAUGCAAAGUGGAAGGUGCAUGGCCCCUCAUAAACAAUAACUACUUAUCAGUGCAAGUGACCAACGUGCCUGUGGUCCCAGGAUCCAGUGCUACAGCCACAAAUAAGAUAACUGUUAUCUUUAAAUCAUACCAAGACUGUACAGAUCAGAAAGUGUAUCAAGCAGUGACUGAUGACUUGCCUGCAGCUUUUGUUGAUGGUACAACAAGUGGAGGUGAUGGGAACACCAAGAGCUUGCAAAUUGUGGAGAAAGUCAGUGGCAAAUACAUCGAAAUGCAUGCCAAGUACAUUGGGACCACAGUGUAUGUACGCCAGCUUGGGCGCUACUUAACAUUGGCCAUUCGCAUGCCUCAAGAGUUGGUCAUGGCCUACGAGGAGAGCCAGGAUCUGCAGCUGUGUGUGAACGGUUGCCCCUCAAGUGAACGUAUUGAUGAUAGUGGCCACUUACCAUUGCCUGUGAUGGUGCAGUUGCUCCCUAAGGGUGGUGCUGCUCAUCCCUGGUCUGUGUACACACUGGAAACUGCCACCACCAAAUGCCAUGAGAAGAUGCUGGUGAAGGACAUCUAUUUUUACUCAUGUGUAUUUGACCUGCUCACCACUGGUGAUGCUAACUUUACGGCUGCUGCUCACAGUGCCUUGCAGGAUGUGGAAGCGCUGCACCCCAGAAAAGAGCACUGGCAUAUCUUUCCCAGCAGUGGAAGUGGUGGUGUGGGCAAGGGUAGCAAAUUCUUUGUCUGUCUGGGACUCGUGUGCUUGGUCCUUGUUGUGUUUUUGUAGGUUUUCUUGUCUAUUACAAAGUUUUGAAAUAUAUAUUGUCAUAAUAUAUUGAGUAAAGAUGAGUAUUAUAUGUGUAUAUACCAUGUAUAUGACAGGAUGUUUUGUCUUGGGACACCCACCAGAUUGUACAUAUUGUGUUAACUGUUUUCAUGUAUGUUUGAUGUAGUAUUCUUUGUAUCUAUUUGUUUUGCAGUUGGUGAAAUGUUUUAUAAUGUCUCUGCAUUGGGACCUGAUAGAAAGCACUUUAUUUUUUAUAUAUUAAAUAUUUAUGUGUGUAUCUGAGUAACUACGUAUUACACAUAUAAACAUGCAUACAAUACUCAGUGAUCCCUCUCUAAGUACUACUUGGUUUAGCAAAUUUGUUUAACUGGAUUAAUUUGUGAGUUUUUAUUGUAAUUUCUCUUACUCUAGAAAUAGCAUGUCUCUUGUCCUGUAAUGACACUGGUGAUUUGAUGGAUUCGCUAGUUAAAAUCAUCAAGAAUUGAAUUGUAUUCUGUUCCUCAAACAAAUGGCCCUCUGUUCUUUGGAGGGAGAGAGUGAAGUUCUUCCUGUUAGCUCAGGUGACCAUCCUGGAUAAUACGAGUUACAGAACCUUCUUUGUAAUUCUGACAUUUCCUAGUUUCAUGGCAUGAGUUUCAAAAAGAAGAAAAGGGAAUGUGUUGGAGUGAGACUUACAUGGCUGUACAGAACCAGUGGGAUGAUCACUUUAAAAGAUAUCAGUGGUCUAGUUGUGUAAGCAUGUAAUACAACUAUUGCAGCUGCCUCUAACCUGAGGGUUAAGUCAUUCUCCAAGAUGGACUGGAGAAAUCACAAGCUUGAAUUCUGUCUCUUGCUUACAUGCUAGUUCUAUCUAUACAUUCAGAAGGAGGAGGGGAAUGAGGCCACAGGCUCUGACUGCACUUACUAAGGAGCUAGGAGAAGAAUGAUUUGGUGGCCUGAAGGUUGAUUUUACUUACUGCCUUAAUCUGCUGCAAGAAGUGGAACCUUUAAUAAUGCUACAAUAAACCCAGCUCCAAGAUGGGCUUAUUUCACUCUUGAAACUGUUCAUCAGAGACUGGACUGGUAUAUUAGAGGUGCUAUCUGAAUAAGAUUCAAACAGCAUUUGCCGUUGUUAAACAAACUUGAGGUAGUGUUUGCCUUGGUGGAGGGAGAUGGAGUUUAUUCAUGGAAUGAAAGCUUCUAGUUUUAUGAAGACACUUCUGGCUAGUUUAGGGACUGAUGACUGGUAAGGACAGCAGUAGUCUUCUCAAAGAAACUAAGUCAUUCCCUGUAUGGGUGGGUAGCUGCAUGCAGAUGUUAUUCUGGGAGUACUUGAGAUGAAAGUGGUCAGAACUGAAUUAAGGCUGAAGGUAAAAAUUUAUUUUAGACUAGACUGUUGGUAGCUUGUUCUGUCUGACUGUCGGAUGGUACUGUUUCAGAUGAGUUGGACUUGUGCAUUUGUAUGUCUGAUAAUGUGGCUCCUGCGGUUUCACCUGAUGGUGACAGGCUUCUCCCUAAUUUGUGUGGAUGAACUUCCUCAUCAGUGCUCUGAAUUUAAAGUUCUCAUGGCUGAAAGCUCAUGGAUGAACCUAGUGUUGCUUGCAGUGGUGCACAUACGUACAGGGCAGGCACCUUAUACUAAUUAAUUUCCUUUGUCCCUGGAUCCUAUAUGUGUGUAUAUAUGCGCUAUAUAUAUGUAUACUAGCAUUGAGUUGGGAGCCUCUCAGAUAAAUAAUUUUUCAGAAGUGUAGUAAUUCCCCUAAAGAGUUUUCCAUUUCCUUGCUCCUGCUGUGGGAUAUCUUGAGGAAAAUGUUAUUUGCACAUGUUCAUUCUUGAAGAGUGCCAUCGCCAAGAGAGCUUUAGUUAAUGCCAAACAUGGAUAUUUUGAAGCUAGUGAAUGGUCUCUGGGGAGAACUUAAGCUUAGAGGGGACACUUUUUUUCACAGGCCCUCCAAAUGGCUGUAUUUUAGAAAGCUACAUGUAUUUUUUUCAUGCUUGGAAUCCCCACGAUGUGUCAGUCUUUGCAAAAUCUUUUAGAUGUGGUUCAUUAAUAUACCAGUAAGUAUAUAUUAGUAUAAAAGAGUGGCUAUGCAGUGUGUAAAUACUUUAAAUUAUUAUGAUAGAAGAAUAAAGUUGCCUACCCUGCUGAGGAACAUCUGUAAUGUGGAGUUAGUGACCUCUGGUGGGGUGCAGAGAAAUUGGGGAUAUGGGCCAUGUACUGGGCAGGCAAUCUGUAAACAAAGCCCCAGUUUGUUUCCUAGCCAUCACUUACUGGAUAGGAAUGUGCUGAGUACAAUCAUUAACUUCCUUGCAGAUGCUUGUUUCUCCUCUGCUAAAUAAGCUGUGUACUGAUAUUUAUGACCAGCAGCUGCAAACCAGGCCGGUUUAUUGAAGACAGAGUGUAUGGGAAACCAACAGCAGGCAACAUCCCCCCAGGAUCCCACUUGUACAGUUCCUUCGCAGUGUUUGUGGGGAUAUUUAAAAGAGCUUUAUCACAGUGAUCUGGUAUUGCUGCAUCCAUCUUGAGAGGCAUUAUGAAAAUCUUCUUUUAAAAUUACUGGAGAGCUUUCAGACCAGAAAAACCCUGGAAGAGAAAAUUACUUGCUGUAAAACUGGAGAAGAGAUUGAGGCAUUGAAAGAAUAAAUUAUACAAAUUAAAUAACUUUGCCCAUAAGAUUACAGAACUUUGUGUAACAAGAUGAUCUGCUGAGCGUACAUGGGAGCUGUAAUAUUUCAGCUCCAGGGCUAAUCACACAGUAUAAAGGUAAAUCGAAAGUGCCAAAACUUAAAACAAGUUGUGUCAGAUACAUACUGAGAAAGAUAGUCCUAAUAAACACAACUCCGAAUGUUGUUUUGGUAAGCUUGUGUAACAGCUAGAAUUUGAGGUGUGUGUGAAACGAUCUUAGGUGGUAGAUAAAUCAUUGAAAUGCUUUGUGGAAACAACUGUAGAAAGCAAAGGGAGCUUUAAAUAUGUAUAUGUUUAGUGUAUACAGGUGGCCAUUGUAUAUGUAAGAGCUUACUUUCAAAGGUGUUGAUCUACCACCAGAAGCUCUGCAGAAAGCAAUACAGCAUGAUCAUCAGUAUUUUAAAGCGACAACUAGUAAACUAUUACUGACGCUAUCUGUUGUCAACCUCUGUCUUUAAAAAGGUGGCUGAUGCCUCAGGUAUUAGUGGCUUAUUCAAAAGGUUAUUUGAAGUUUCUUCUAGAGCAUUUCUAACCAGAGUAUUUCCUUAUCCUGUGCUAACAGAGCUAGCAGCAGCUGAGGGUAGUUCUCUGUAGUUGUGGUGUCUGACAACUUCCCUGGGAAGCAUGUCACAGAAUUCCACAGAGAACCAGCUGCUUAAUCCUUCGUUUUGUAUGGACAUACAGCUCCUGAACAAGUGCAUUAUAAAGGAAUUAGUAUGCUCAACUGACUGUCAAACGAAAAAUUCUUUUUCACUCUUCCUGGAAAACCUGGCUGGAAGAAUAAUCUGGAUAGGGCACCUGUUAAGUGAAACACAGCCUGAGAGAAUGCAGGGUCUAAGAACAAUCUGGCUUUUUUUCUUGUUGUCAAGUUAGGGCCCUUCAGUAGUGCAUUUCCUUUCAAACUGCUGCUGUACUGCCAGAAAAUACAUCACCAACUAUUUACAUUCUCUUACCGUUGCAUUUGGAUACUGUGCAUUUGUUUUAUGGGUUUCGAGGUUGUGCAAGUGGCUAUUUACUUACAUACACCCUGAAGUGAAGCAAGCUUUGCACUGCCUAAUGAGGGUUUUAUUAGUGAAUGUGUUUAGAAAAAAAAGCCUAAGUGGCUUGUGGCUUUCUUCUCUGUUGACAGACUCGUAGCACAGUUUCAAAUCUUACAUUAAUUUUCUUCAUGUAAGUACAGCUGUGGUGUUGUACACUGAAAUUUUCAUGCUUUGGAUUAUUUUAAUUCCCAUCUGUGUCUUGACUGAUAAAAACUGUAUUCUUUCUGUCUUUCCCUAUUCCAGCUAUUAAAGACUGCUAUCUAUACAAUGCCUA
Messenger RNA from Phalacrocorax carbo (great cormorant), 5606 nucleotides. NCBI's taxonomy places the organism in Eukaryota, Metazoa, Chordata, Aves, Suliformes, Phalacrocoracidae. The record is from RefSeq and is a predicted model, not a curated record.